This is a messenger RNA of Sycon ciliatum, 884 nucleotides long. RefSeq names its product M protein, serotype 49-like. Gene Ontology annotation, biological process: endocytosis. The record is from RefSeq and is a predicted model, not a curated record. Gene Ontology annotation, molecular function: GTPase activator activity; growth factor activity. Gene Ontology annotation, cellular component: intracellular membrane-bounded organelle. Lineage: Eukaryota; Metazoa; Porifera; Calcarea; Leucosolenida; Sycettidae.
AACAGGAAUGAAAGGAACUAUUUUGAGCAAGCACAUAUCAUUAUUUUCUUAUUUCCUUUGCUGUUGGUUCGCUACUUGAUGCUUUUCGAGGUCAAUAGCUUACAGAUUUCUUAGGUUAGGCAGCUUUCAGGGUGAACAUGGAUGAAGAGGAAGCGCAGAUGCUGCGAGCACGGCUGCAGCAUUUGGAGCUGAUGCAAGCACAGCUUAGGCGAGACAAGGAGAGCGCGGAGAGGGACUUCGGCCACCAGAGGUCGAAGUUCAGAGACAUUCUGAUGAUGCGGGAGAAUGAGCUUGCACAGGUACAAACUGCUCAGCGGAGUCUUCAAGCUCAGUACCAGCGCGAUAAAACCGAACUAACCAAUCGUCUUAGCACAGCCCAAGGUGAAAUGGACAGCUUUCAACAGAUGGCUCAAGUUCUGGAGGUCUCCAGCAAAGCAGAGUUGGAAGAGCAAAAGCGACAGCAUCAGGAUGAGAUUACGUCUAUGAGACAGAUACUGGAAGUUUCGGCGGAUGAGACGGCUCGUCAGAACCGCGAGAUGUGGCUGGCAGAGCGUCAGCAGCUGGAAGUGGAAAUCACGCGCCUGAGAUCUCAGCAGGCUAGCAGCACAUCCGCGGCGAGCUCUGCUGCCACGCCAACCUCAUCGUCCAAUGCCGCUGCUACUCCGACGCAGACAACUUCUUCACACCUGUCCACACUGCUACCGACGUUGCUGAAGCGUGGCGUUUCUGAAGAGGUGUCGGAUGCCGCCGGAAAAGCGACCACUAAAGAUGUAGAUCGUGGAGGUGCAAGUGCUGCAGGUGUGGCCGGUGAGAAGCAAGAAGUCCGUCAGCUGAAGGAAAGGCUAAAAGAGUCGCGCACCAAAGUCAAAGCAUUACAACGGCAG